This is a messenger RNA of Penicillium manginii, 2421 nucleotides long. RefSeq names its product isochorismatase family protein family. Gene Ontology annotation, biological process: DNA alkylation repair; DNA repair. The record is from RefSeq and is a predicted model, not a curated record. The coding region runs from base 1 to 2421 and encodes 806 amino acids. Gene Ontology annotation, molecular function: dioxygenase activity. Gene Ontology annotation, cellular component: nucleus. Lineage: Eukaryota; Fungi; Ascomycota; Eurotiomycetes; Eurotiales; Aspergillaceae. The transcript has a single exon.
AUGAGCUUCUUCUCUUUCGGUGAUCUGCCUACCAUCCAGACCCGCAAGGCUUUGCUGCUACUCGACUUUCAAAAUGAUUUUGUGCGCCCCGCCGGCGCCUUGCACGUCGCCAACACUGCCGAUAUCCUCGAGUCCGUCCCCCAGCUGGUCGCCGCCUUUCGUCGCGUCGGCGAUGUAAUCUGGGUCCGAUCGCAGUAUGAUUCCCCCCAGGGGCUGGACGACUGGAACUUUGGCGACCGCAUCGUCUUGGAAAAGCAACCCCCGAGACGGGUACCGGUACCUACUUCCGACAUUAUCGAAGCUUCCUCCGACCGCGACUCUCCCGAACCCGUUGACCCCGAAGCUUUUCUUUCCGGUCGUGCUGCCAUGGCCUGCUCCCCACAGACUUCCGGCUUCCAAUUCCCCGCGCCUAUUCUCGCUGCCCUCGACCGGGAGCGAGACACCGUCCUGGACAAGUCGGGUUACUCGGCCUUGGAGUCAGAGGGUCUCGUUUUCUCAUUUCGAUCCCGGUUCAUCACGGAGAUUUAUCUUUGUGGCUCACUCUCCAAUGUGUCCGUCUAUGCGACCGCCUGCGAUGCCGUGCGCAACGGUUUCUCAGUAACCCUCAUCGAAGACUGUCUCGGCUAUCGGGACUUCCAACGCCAUCAAGAGGCCAUGCGGCGCAUGGCGGAUAUCCUUGGAGCAACAGGCCUAGAUGCACGCGAGCUGAUUCAGGAGUUGGACUGGCAGGAAACCCAUGCCAUCGCGAAAGGCGGUUCCCAACCAAAACAAAGAGCGACCGUGCCGGCUGGCAUCGAGGGCUUUAUGGAUAGCUUAGGGGUUCAGGCGGACGAUACCAUUCCGGAAGAAAACCCCGAUGAUGACAUGCGCAGUUUGACCGAGCUGGCCUCACUCACUCGAUCGCACCGGAUGACAGCUGGAGGUUCUCAGCCUCGCUCGGGAGGAAUCGAGGGCAAGAAACAUGUACGCGCUCGAGUGCGCCGCCCGAAACGUCGUGAGCCAAACCCUGAUGCCGCGAAUGGGAAACCUAGCAACAGCAUUGGAGAAGGUGAUUCUCGUCUUAUUCCCGAUCUUGAUAUACCUGCAGAUUGCUUUGCGCGUAUUCACGCAGAAGUCUCCUGGCAGAAGAUGUACCACCUAUCAGGCCAGGUGCCUCGAUUGGUAGCGGUACAAGGAGCCAUCCAGCCAGAUGGAUCGAUGCCGAUCUAUCGACACCCAGCCGAUGAAUCUCCGCCCUUGAAACAAUUCACACCCGCAGUGGAUCAAGCAAGGAUCGCAGUCGAGCGCAUUCUUGGUCAUCCUUUAAACCAUGCACUCAUUCAACUUUACCGCGACGGAAAUGACUCGAUCUCCGAGCACUCGGAUAAGACACUCGACAUCGCUCGGGGCUCAUACAUCUGCAAUGUGAGUCUAGGCGCUCAGCGUGUCAUGGUCCUCCGCACCAAGACGUCUGCGAGCGAGGCCAAGGAAAAGGAAGGCCAGGAAGUGGUUCGCGCGACACAACGUGUCGCCCUCCCGCAUCGAUCACUCUUCGUUCUCGGCGAGAAAACGAACAUGCGUUGGCUACAUGGAAUUCGACCGGAUAAGCGACCAGACGCGGCCAAAGCACCCGAGGAGAAAGCAUACGGCGGCGAACGCAUCUCGAUUACAUUCAGGUACAUUGGCACAUUUGUUGACCCGGCAGCCAACCUUAUAUGGGGCCAAGGAGCUGUGAGCAAAUCGAGAGAAACUGCUCGCCCAGUGAUUCACGGCGAUGCCGCGCAGACAGAGAGAUUGAUCUAUGCAUUUGGACAAGAAAAUCGUGCUACAGAAUUCAGUUGGAGCGGAGUAUAUGGCAGCGGAUUUGAUGUUGUCAACUUUGUCACUCCAUCAACGUCACGUUUGACGCUGGGUGGCGAUGCAGUAGCUGAUCUCAGGGUGCGUAUGGGUCUGGGGGAGAGCGGGAUCCGAUAUGAGGCGAGUGCCAACCUCGUCGUGGAUCUUACUGAAAACGACUACAAUUCUACCAAACAGCCAAUUUUUACGGGCUCCGAUGGUAAUACUGUCGUUGGCGACUUGAAUAUAUUGAAAUGUCUUGCCGAGCGGCCCGCUGAAUCUGUCCGCCCUGGUCUCGAGAUACUUCGAGGUGGCAGUCACGUCCUAUGGAUAGAAGAGAUAUUUUCUUGCUGGCGUAAACACCGCCAGAGCAAUUCUGGGACCAUUUUUGAUUUCGGGCUCAGUAUGUUUGAUCGCGCCCUCGAUGGACAACAUUACCUCGGAGGCUCAACAUUCGGCAUUGAUGAUUGCGCGUUAUGGCCAGUUUUGCGAGAGAUCUGUCAGGCUCAGGGCCCCUUUGAAAAUCGAUUCCCAAAUCUGCACCAAUACUAUCAACGCGUCGAGAAACGAGGCAUCGUCCGAUCCAUCCUCGAGGAAUUACGCUGA